CUCACAACGUAAAGGACCAACGAGACGAAGCUCUUCAAUCAAACAGUGCAACACCGUGCAGUCAGUCGUUCAAUUCUGCCCGUUACGAUUCUUUGGCCAUCAGGGUACCUCGUGGCCCCACCCUGUGAGAUCGCCACUUAAAGCAGGACAGAGACGUUCAUUUUAAGACACCACAACUUUAGUACCACCAUUACCAGCUCCAAAUCUCUCAAAGUGCCGUGUGAGGGGUCCCUAAAGUCUUGCAACAAUGGGAAGAACUCAGCCUUCAGUCGGACAACCGCCGGCAGCAUUCCGCAAGGCUGCGCGCGCCAAGAAGGCCAAGGUCACCCUCAAUCAACUCAUUCCGUCACUGCUUCCCACGCAUCCAAGAGCUCGUCGAGGAGUCGACGGCGCCGAGCUCAUUAUCGAACCAAGACCCAUAACCAUACCUCAAGGAUCAGUGGCUUCAAGCAACCCGCCCAAUCAAACCUACUCCAACAACUCGCCGCCUCGCAUCCGGCUUCAAGUGGCUGAUACCCUCACAGCUGCUCACUCGCUGUUGGUCGGGGAUUCGGUCCCGGAGAGACCCGCGGACCUGAGCAACAAGGAAGCCAGAGUUGCCAUUCUCAAUAUGGCGUCACCACUUACACCGGGUGGUGGCUUCGUCAACGGGGCCAGCAGCCAGGAAGAAUCUCUAUGUAUGCGCACCACGUUGUUACCAUCCCUGAAAGACGAAUACUACCGUCUUCCGGAGCUCGGUGCUGUCUACACGCCAGACGUGUUGGUCUUCAGAGACGAUGACUCGGACGAAGUUCUGGAGAAGAAGGAUCGCUGGUUCGUCGAUUGCAUCAGUGCCGCGAUGCUACGGAACCCCGAAACCGAACGGGACGAGGCGUCGGGAUUCAGCUACUACGUCCAUGAAAAAGACCGCCAGACCAUUCUGGAGAAGAUGAAGGUUGUGUUGCGAGUCUGUCAGAUGAAGGGCGUCAAGAAGAUCGUUCUCGGCGCCUGGGGCUGCGGUGCGUACGGCAACCCGGUGGCCGAGGUCGCCAAAGCCUGGAGUAAGGCCCUCGUCCCGAGAACCGACACGAAAGGAAAGAAGAAAGGAACCAAAGAGACAUGGGAAGGAAUAGAAGAGGUGGUGUUCGCCAUCAAGGACUCUGGUAUGGCUGAUGCUUUCGAGGAAGCCUUCGGCAAGGGUAUCGAGCGAGACGAGCCGGACAAAAUGAGUGACGAAGAAGAGGAGGAAUUGGAUGUGGGCGAGAGAAACAAGGUGGAGCUUCAGGCCAGGAUUGGCGAGCUGAAGCAGCGUAUCGAUGCGACAUCCAAUCCGCAACUAAAGAAAGGACUUGACGCGAUCCUCGCAGGACUGAUAAGCCAGUUGGCUUUGGAUAGUACUGGAGAAGGCGGUGGCAGCGACGAAGACGACAGCGAGCAGAUCGACGAGGAGGAGGACGAUUACGAGGAUGACUAUGAAGAGGAUGAAGAGCACGAAGGGGGUUCUAGAAUUUAGAUACACAUGGACUUGUGGCCAGAAAGAUCCCUCAUAAGUCCGAUAUUGGCGUGUUUUCACUGAGAGCCAUCGUCAUAUCCAGGAGCCAAAUUCAGGUGUCUAGGAAUUGGCUACUUC
Colletotrichum destructivum is the source of this 1609-nucleotide messenger RNA. RefSeq lists its product as hypothetical. NCBI's taxonomy places the organism in Eukaryota, Fungi, Ascomycota, Sordariomycetes, Glomerellales, Glomerellaceae. The record is from RefSeq and is a predicted model, not a curated record. Bases 248 to 1492 code for a protein of 414 amino acids. The transcript has a single exon.